AUGAGACAGCAGAGAUGGAUGGAAUCAAUAGCCGACUUUGAUGUGGAGAUCUCCUAUCAUCCGGGUAAGGCAAACCUUGUUGCUGAUGCCUUGAGCCGGAAAAGAGUGGCUGUUGAUUCGGCCAAGGAUAUGGGAGGGUUGGUUGAGAUGGUCGGUUCCUUGCGUUUGGCUGCGCUGACUGAUGAGGUGGAACCGUUGGGACUUGGUGCAGCGGAUCAAGCCGACUUGUUGACUAGAGUGCGGUUAGCUCAGGAACUGGAUGAGAAUCUGAUUAAGGCAUCAAAGAAUGAGGACACAGAGUAUAAGACUUCAAAGAACGGGACCAUAGUGGCGAAUGGUCGAGUGUGUGUACCGAAUGAUAAGGAAUUGCGGGAAGAAAUCCUUAAGGAAGCUCACCAUUCAAAGUUUUCGAUUCAUCCAGGGUCGACUAAGAUGUACCGCGACCUUAAACGGUAUUAUCAUUGGGUCGGGAUGAAGCGGGAUGUGGCUAAGUGGAUAGCCGGGUGUCAGACUUGUCAAAUGGUGAAGUCAGAACAUCAGGUGCCGGGCGGUUUACUACAGAGUUUACCAAUCCCAUAA
Messenger RNA from Microthlaspi erraticum, 579 nucleotides. NCBI's taxonomy places the organism in Eukaryota, Viridiplantae, Streptophyta, Magnoliopsida, Brassicales, Brassicaceae. The record is from the annotation of a GenBank genome assembly.